Molecule: messenger RNA, 704 nt
Organism: Sitodiplosis mosellana (orange wheat blossom midge)
Lineage: Eukaryota; Metazoa; Arthropoda; Insecta; Diptera; Cecidomyiidae
Product: gametocyte-specific factor 1-like
Exons: 2
Coding region: 129-452 (107 amino acids)
Source: RefSeq, a predicted model, not a curated record
UAUGCACAACUGUCAGUCAGUAUUUAUUGUGUCGAACAAUUGCACGCAUUGCUUGGUUUCUUCGUUUAUCGCACAAUUAUUGGAAUUUUUUUUUUUCAUUCAAUUGGUUAUUUGCUGACAACGCUAAAAUGAACAAGUUGCCUGGGUAUGGCGAUACGGUCAUUUGCCCGUACAAUAAAUGUCAUGUGAUUAUGAAAAGUCGAAUUCAAACGCACUUAAUAAAAUGUGCAAAACAGCAUCCAGAAAUCCAGUUGGAGACCUGUCCAUUCGAUGUCACCCACAAAUUUCGGCCAGAAGACAAAAAUGCUCAUAUUGAUGAAUGUCCAUCGCGUGAGAACUUCGAUCGUUACGUGUACAGUGUCAGCACAAACAAUGCAAAGGAAACCACUGAGACAAAGCCGAGUUCAAAAUCACGCAGAACCCACAAUAAUGAUGAUGAAGACUGGGAAUAACUAUGGUGGAGUCACGCUUUUUGCCAUUAAACAACUUUUUCGAAAGAGGAAAUAAAUUUGCAUCCAGAUAUAUUUAAUAAACAGUUUUUUUUCUAUGACAUUCUAACUAUAAUAAAGAAGAUGAUAAUAAUAAUGAUGAUUUGUCAAAACAAUUUACACAAAUUGAGUUGUUUGGAGAGGCAUAAGUAAAUAGAAAUUUUUUUUUGGAAAUAAAUGAUAUAAACAAGAGAAAGAAAAGCAUAUAAGACAAAA